Molecule: messenger RNA, 825 nt
Organism: Suillus subaureus
Lineage: Eukaryota; Fungi; Basidiomycota; Agaricomycetes; Boletales; Suillaceae
Exons: 5
Coding region: 1-825 (274 amino acids)
Source: RefSeq, a predicted model, not a curated record
AUGUGGACAGGGCAUUGGUGGCAUGCAGUCCAGGACAGACUUCCGGAAGGAGCAUCUGUAGCUCCUGUAAUUAUCGCCACCGACAAAACUCAGCUCACAAGAUUUUCUGCAUCCAAAUCAGCAUACCUGGUCUAUCUGAUGCUGGGCAAUAUACCCAGAGCAAUACAUUGCAAAUCCAGUCAGCAUGCCUGUAUUCUAAUAGGGGUACAACGUCUCUUCCAUGACUCCAUCCAAAUUAUUUUGGAACUGCUGAAAGAUGCAGGAAGAAGAGGAAUAGAGGUGGUGGGUGGAGAUGGUCUUGUGCACCUGGUCUUUCCCAUUCUAGCUUGCUACGUGGUGGAUUAUCCUGAGCAAUGCUUGGUUACCUGUACCAAGUAUGGUACUUGUCCCAAGUGUAGGGCUAGAGCAGAUGAAUUGGCUGAAAUACAAAGUUUUGCCAGACACACUCAACCUUGGACCUCAGCCAUCAUUGACCAUGCCAACAUCUCCACCAAGACUGACUCUGCCUUUUGUAAACAGUGCAUGUCUCAGGAUCAUAUGGUUGAGUGGUGUCAGGAGCUUAUGGAUGAAGAAGAAUUGGAUCAAAGACUUAGAACUCUCCCUCCUUGUUAUGGUGUCUAUCAAUUCUACAAGGGCUGGUCUGCUUUGGGUCAAGUCGGUGGAAAAGAGAGAAAACAUAUGGCUAGGGUGCUAUUGGCUUGCUUGAUUGGCAAGGUCUUACAAGAUUUUCACCUUCACAAGGAUGUCAUCAUUAAUCUGGGUAUCAGAGACCAUCUCAACAUUCCGAAAUUCCAUUCCCUGCAACACUACCUGGAAAAUAUAUGA